Molecule: messenger RNA, 500 nt
Organism: Carica papaya (papaya)
Lineage: Eukaryota; Viridiplantae; Streptophyta; Magnoliopsida; Brassicales; Caricaceae
Source: RefSeq, a predicted model, not a curated record
UAAAAAAAAGCAAGCUUCCUGCCUCUUUAGCCUUCCUGCCUCCUUACCCUCUUCACCGUUUCCAAUUUUCAGAAAGUUAGGGGAACUUCUAGUCAAAGUCUUCUCCUCGUCCCUCUCGCCUCGCCUCGAUAAUUAUCUCCUGCAACUAAGAGGUAAAGGAAACAAAGAAAAUGGCUCAAGAGAAGGAAUCAACUUCUAUUCCACUCAGUCAAGCUGAAAAUGGCGGCCUAGAUCCCGAGGAUCAUGCCAAGUCUCCACCUACCUCCGCUAAUUCUUCUACUCGCGAGGCUUGCUGUUUUGUUCUUCAGAGUUGGGUCUCAAAGAAAUUUAUGACUGGAUGUGUAGUUCUGUUUCCUGUAGCAGUUACAUUUUUUAUCACAUGGUGGUUUAUCCAGUUUGUUGAUGGUUUCUUCAGUCCAUUAUAUGAACAGCUUGGAAUUGACAUAUUUGGUAAGGGUUAAAUACAGUACUAGAGUCUUCUUGUGUAUACUUGAAGUAUA